Messenger RNA from Hippopotamus amphibius kiboko, 2120 nucleotides. RefSeq names its product alkB homolog 2, alpha-ketoglutarate dependent dioxygenase (gene ALKBH2). The coding region runs from base 298 to 1128 and encodes 276 amino acids. Gene Ontology annotation, biological process: DNA repair. The transcript is spliced from 4 exons. The record is from RefSeq and is a predicted model, not a curated record. Lineage: Eukaryota; Metazoa; Chordata; Mammalia; Artiodactyla; Hippopotamidae.
AGGGUGUCUGCAAGACUGGGAGCUUCUUCGCGGCUGCUGAGGUUUUUUUUUAAAGAGAACCCUCGGCACCGCCACCCCACGCACGUGUUACAGUUCCUAUUUUCCAUCAGAAUUCCGGGACAUGGUGUUAAACUUUAAAAUGGAAGCUUAAAAACAGGAGGAAUGCCACUGUGAGACCACUUUACAGAGUAGAUUUUGGCAUUUGGGACAGAGCCUGAGCAGUCUCUCUCUCUCUCUCUCUCUCCCUCUCUCUCGGCCUGGCCACCGGCUCCCAGGUCUUUGCUUUGUGGAGACAAGAUGGACAGAUUCCUGGUGAAGGGGGCUGUCAGGGGCCUUAUGGGAAAGAGGGAAAAAGAACAGACCGGGGCUGGCCCAGCAGGGUUGGCAGAAGAGGAGGGAAACAGCAGGAAGAAGCCCAGGAGAGUAGCCCUGGAGAAUGGAGUCGACGAGGAAGGCCUCAGCUGGAGGCACAUUCGAGCCGAGGGCCUGGACUGCGAUUACACAGUCCUGUUUGGCAAAGCUGAAGCAGACGAGAUUUUCCAAGCGUUGGAGAAAGAAGUGGACUAUUUUACAGGGACCCAAGUGUGGAUUUCUGAGGCGCUGCCAUGUUUCCCCUGCACAGGUGCGCUGGCCAGGGUCCAGGUGUUUGGGAAGUGGCACAAUGUCCCGAGGAAGCAGGCGACGUACGGUGACGCUGGGCUGACCUACACCUUUUCAGGCCUCACUCUGUCUCCAAAGCCCUGGGUCCCGGUCCUGGAGCGCGUCCGGGAUCGCGUUUCUCUGGUGACUGGACAGACCUUCAACUUCGUGCUCGUCAACAGAUACAAAGACGGCCGUGACCACAUUGGUGAGCACAGAGAUGACGAGAGAGAACUGGCUCCCGGGAGCCCCAUCGCCUCUGUCUCCUUUGGGGCCAGCAGAGACUUCUUCUUCCGGCACAAGGAUUCCCGAGGGAAGCACCCCUCCCGGAGGAUGGGGGUCGUCAGGCUCCAGCUGGCCCACGGAAGCUUACUCAUGAUGAACCACCCGACCAACACUCACUGGUACCACAGUCUCCCCGUCCGAAAGAAGAUUCUGGCCCCCAGGGUCAAUCUGACAUUUCGGAGAGUCCUGCCUACUACAAAGUAAAAACAAUUUAACAGCUGGUACUUCUGUUAGCUCCUUCCCUCUGCUCCAGGAGGGAGCUGGAGUUUCCUUUAGCAACAGGGAACAUGGAAAAUGUGUAACCCAAGCGCAGGGCUUCUUACAUAACAAUGCUGAACUCAGAAAGAGGAUGUUGGCAUCAGAUCGGUGAAUUAUCAAGAAUACCAGUUGAUGUUUUUCCUAACAAAAUGAUUCUUUUAUUGCUAUAAUACACAGCAGAUACAAAAGGUACCUUUAGCAAAUACAUAAGUCAGUAGUUAUUAUGGCAUAAACUAUAAGUUUAACUUAGGUUUUUGCAAAAAAGAAGCGACUUUGUAAAUAACUUAAAGCUAGAAAUAAGAUUAUUUGGCUGCUACUUAAUGCCUAAUAAUUUACAAAAUGAGGACGUUGCCUUUAAGUCAGGUGAAGAGACUUUGCAUGGAGAUCAUUCACAUUUACAACCAUGGCUCCGUCCCUGGCCUCCGACCAAACAUCUGCUUACAACUAAACGUUCAAAGGAUGAACCCCGUUCACGCCCGGCAUCUCUCUCUUAUGGCAGAUUUCAAAGCGUAAGCAGUGGCAGAACAGCAGUUGCUCAAAGCUACAACUUUGCCAGGCAGGCUAAGGUCACACGAUUGAGCAUUUGUUCCCCCAGACUCGGGUAUCACGGGGACGCGCCUUGUACCAUCAAAGCCGGGGUCUGUAACGGAGUCAGAAAGGGACGUCUGCCGUGAACACAUCAGAAGCUUUGCACUGCUCCUUCCUCCCUGAUGUUUGCGGCCUGGAGAACCUUCACAGUCUGUUCUGUCGGUAACGCGUUCCGAGGUCUCAGGGUGCACAUGGGCCCCAGUGGAAUGGGGCUCACCUGGGCCUCUAGCGCUUUCAGCUGACACCAAGGCCGGGGAAGCAGGGCCCUCAGCGUGACCUUCUGGAUGCGUCUGAUUCCAGAUCUUAUCGCUGAAGAGUCCGUCUGAAUUUGGGAUCCUUUUUUUUUUUUU